Rhagoletis zephyria (snowberry fruit fly) is the source of this 453-nucleotide messenger RNA. Its product is annotated as maltase A2-like. Lineage: Eukaryota; Metazoa; Arthropoda; Insecta; Diptera; Tephritidae. The record is from RefSeq and is a predicted model, not a curated record. Gene Ontology annotation, biological process: carbohydrate metabolic process.
AUGGAAUUUUGGCUUGAGCGCGGUGUGGACUCGUUUCGUAUCGAUGCUGUGACAUUCUUCUUUGAAACGCAUUACGAAAAUGGCACUUUCCCAGAUGAGGACAGUUAUGUGGACAAACCGACCGAUGCGGCCAAUUGGCAAGCAGGCAACCAUGACAACAGUCGUCCGGCUACACAUAUAGGCGAGAAAAGAGUGGAUAUGAUGACGAUGAUAGUGCAUGCCAUGCCCGGCGCAUCGGUCACUUAUAACGGUGAUGAGAUCGGCAUGACUGACAUGGACACAGACUCUGAUAAUUACCGAGAUCCAGAGCGCAUGCCAAUGCAAUGGGACACAUCGGAGAAUGCCGGCUUCAGCACAGGCAACUCCACUUGGCUGCCAAUCAAUCCGAACUACAAAUACCUCAACGUACAAACACAACGGGGCGUGGCACGCAGUACUUUGAAUAUUUACUAA